UGCCACUCACCUGCGUUCGUCCGCGCGCAGCGGCCGUUAACGGCCCAAACGGUUUCUCCAUUCGAACGCCAUUCGUUCCCCCAACCGCUCCGUUGACGUAAUCACGGAGGCUCUGAGGAGAAGCUGCCGUCGCCGAAGUGCGUUGUGGGGGAUGUAGUUUGAUAAAGAACAGGGGACUUUUCUUCUUCUUCGUCUUCUUCUUCUACUGCUACUACUAUUAUUAUUAUUUAUUUUAUUUUAAUUUUAUUUAUUAUUUUUAUUUUUUGUUUAUUUUCAUUAUUUUUUUUCGCAGGCCGGAACUUUUUACCUCAGUUUCAGUGGAGAGGCGGAGCGGAAGUGGCGAGGCGGUCCGCCCGUGUUUUGCGUCCCCCUCCCUGUGAGAGGCCCUGCUGGACCUUCAUGCCAGGGUUUGAGUUGGCGCCGGCGGACGGGGGUUGCCCCGUGGUGCUGCCGCCUGGGGAGACAGUGAUAGGAAGAGGUGCCCUGCUGGGAGUAAGUGCCCCCCUGGCGGCGCUCCAGAGGUGUCUGGGGUAGGCGGGUGGGUCGCGGUGGAGUUGGUGCAAGAGGAAGAAGACGGAGAUCUUAGAUCAUAGGACUGUAAUGUUGGCCUGUAUACCUGAAGGAGCGUCUCCACCCCCAUCUUUCUGCCCGGACACUGAGAUCCAGCGCCCAGGGGCUUCUGGCGGUUCCCUCGCUGCGAGAAGUGAGGUUACAGGGAACCAGGCAGAGGGCCUUCUCGGUAGUGGCGCCCGCCCUGUGGAACGCCCUCCCCUCCCUUCAGACAGGAAAUAAGCAGCUAUCCUAUCUUUAAAAGACACCUGAAGGCAGCCCUGUUUAGGGAAUUUUAAAAUAUUUAAUGCUGUAUUGUUUUUAACACUCGAUUGGGAGCCGCCCAGAGUGGCUGGGGAAACUCAGCCAGAUGGGCGGGGUAUAAAUAAUAAAUUAUUAUUAUGUUGGAGGGGACCACAUGGGUCAUCUAGUCCAGUCCUCGGCCAUGCUGCAAUCCUGCCCCCAGGGUGGGCUCAAACCACCAACCUUCUGGUUAACAGCCAGAUGCACUGACCCAUUGCGCCACACAAAUAUUUGGGAGCCAGUGUGGUGUAGUGGUUAGGAACGGUAGACUCGUAAUCUGGUGAACCGGGUUCGAUUCCCCGUUCCUCCACAUGCAGCUGCUGGGUGACCUUGGGCCAGUCACACUUCUUUGAAGUCUCUCAGCCCCACUCACCUCGCAGAGUGUUUGUUGUGGGGGAGGAAGGGAAAGGAGAAUGUGAGCCGCUUUGAGACUCCUUUGGGUAGUGAUAAAGUGGGAUAUCAAAUCCAAACUGUUCUUCUUCUCAAACUCAUGACGCCCACCUCCCCCCAGAUGAGACCAUUGGUUCAGCUGGCCCGGUAUGUUCCAAAUCUGGCUAGGAGGGAAGGCUUUCCAAUUUUUUGGCUGCAAAUCUUUUGCAGCAUCUCUCCGAGAGGAAAAAAGGCAUACAGCGGCUACUCCAGGUGGUUGUGGCUUGGUGACAGGGAGCCUGCUUGGCAUGCAGAACGUCCUCGGUUCAGCCUCCUGAGUGGCAUCUCCAGACUGGGCUUUGGAGAUGGAGAGGCUCCCUAUCUGAAAUUCCAGAGAGCUAUUGGUGCCAGUUUGUGCAGACAACAACUGAGCUAGAGGGACCAAUGGUCUGUGUAAGCCAGCUUCCUAUUUAUUUAUUUAGGAUGGGCCAUAGCACAGUGGCAGAGUGUUUGCCUUGCAAGCAGAACAUCCCAGGUUCAACACCCUCCAGUGGCAUUUCCAGACUGAGCUGGGAGAGAGAGACUCCCUGUCUGAAAUACUGGAGCCCUUGCUGCCAGUCAGUGAAGACAAUGCUGAGAUAGAGGGACCAAUGGUAUAAGGCAGCUUUUUGUGUUUGUCCUACUGCAGUGGCUCUCCAUAGAUCUGGGCUUGGGUUACUCUCUGAAUAAUGUGUCUUGGAAUCUCCACUUUUAGGUGAGAGACUGGGAGACUUGCAGUGGAAGCUGCUUUUUCCCUAGAGUCAACUAGGUUUAAACUGGGUGUUUUAAUAUUAUGGUAUUAAUGACCAAACAUGCUAUAACAGAACACACAACUACAUGCAAUCUUUGUACAAUCCUAGGAAUUCUAUCCAGUAUGUUUAUUCUUGUAGCUCCCGAUGCAUUUUGCACUUCAUAAUCUGGUGUGCAAAGAGACAGACCUGGUUGGAAAGCCAGCUUUAUAUACAUGCAAAGACACUAAGCAAAAUUAGCUAAAGGCAUACCGAGAGGCUCCCUUUUCCACCUUGUGUUAUUGGUGUGUGUGAAUUGCACUCUAAAGGUGUACAGUGGUACCUUGGGUUACAGACGCUUCAGGUUACAGACUCCACUAACCCAGAAAUAGUACCUCGGGUUAAGAACUUUGCUUCAGGAUGAAAACAGAAAUCGUGCGGUGGUGGCAUAAGAACAGACCUCCGGAACAAAUUAAGUUCUUAACCCGAGGUACCACUGUACAACUCACUGCUGAAAGUUGUGUUCCUGUUGCCCAGCAGUUCCUUGCAUUGGCUGAAGCUGAGCAAACUGUUGCUGUUUCUUCAUCUGAUGUGUUAGGGAAGUUUGCACGAGUCCCUCACACAUUAGAAGUGUAUAUGGUGGGGUUGUGGGAUCCCAGUUAGUAUCCUAGUUUUCUAGUUAGCAGCCCUACCCAAAUUAUGAUAUCUGUUCUGGCCCCAUAGGCCACCUCCACGUGAAGGAGGAUCCAUAUUGGUCCAAAAUGGAGGAUUUCUAUGUACAUAGAGCUACUUCAUAUGGCUGAAUGUGCAAUCAGUGAACAAAGGGGCUAGCUAAAAUGACCAGUGUUCUCAGUGCUCAAGGCGGGUUGUGUAAACCCUCAUAGUUACACACAGUUUUCUGCCCACAAGUGCAGGAGUAGUUCCAGUUGCUGCUGUCUGUUGCUGGGAAUAUUCUUAGCAGCUGGUGGAGAACACAGGGUGAAGAAAGCACUGUGGGGGGGGGGCUUUUCCCCAUCCCCCCCCCUUUUCUCCUGAGUUGUGUUGUCUUUUUGGUCAAGUGCGCUAACUGUAUUACACACUAGAGGUCACAAUCCACUGAUACUGUAAAUAUAUCCCCCUCACUAUACUUUUUGAAGCCCAUAGAGUAUGUUAGUUACCCAUUUGGAAGUAAUCAGAGGAUGUUCUUGGGAAGUGGCUUCUCUAAAUUCAAUUAUAAUUGCUUUAAUUACUUUUCCUCUUAGUUGUAUUAGUUUCUUGUGUUUGUUAGUUUGUACACUUGGUAUUAUAUUGGUGCUUUUAAUUACUACCCUACACUAGUUGUAGUGCUAGUUUAUUAAUUUCUACUACUGUACUCUUCCCUUUGUAGGCCGGAUAGAAUUUAUCCAUAAGGCAUGAAUUUGGAGAGUGAACUUUUCCUUGUAGAUGUCCUUUAUAGCUAAAAAAAAAUCACCCCCACCCUCAAUAUACUCCUAUAACCAACACAUAUCCUACUUUAUAUUGAUGCUCCAAGCAUCUCUAUAAGAUCUUAAUAAGUAACUUUAAUGUUGCAACUACACAAAGUAUUCUAAACACCGUUGUCUGGAAUUACCAAUUUUCCCUAGAAUGAGUUAUCUAAAUAGAGGAAGGUUUUAGGAGGGUUUUUUUAAAACAGAAACCAAACACCUCCCUCCUCUCAUCAUUCAGUUGAAACUCAUCGGUAUAAAUGGAAGGUAGCUUCUCAUUUUGAUAAAACUCAGAUUUUGAUAAAACUCAGAUUUGCUUUUCUUGGCUUUGAUGAACGUUUUAGCAUUUAACUUGUCAACAAAGUGAACAAUAUUUUUAUACUAAAAAGUGAAGCUAACAAAUUUUGUUAUCACAGUAAAAACUAUAUAGUAGCUUUAUUAUUUUUAGAUAUCUUUAUUGGUGGGUUUUAUGCCCCCACUGUUGACAUCUGUCGGUUUUGUGUCUUUACAGAUUACAGAUAAAAGAGUAUCCAGGAAACACGCUAUUCUGAAGGUAGUUGGUGACCAGCUUAGCAUCAAACCGGUAACUGUUUCCUAUUUCUCAGUACAAUAAAAAUAAUAAAAAUCAGUCUUGGAGGUUCUGAUUUUACAUGUUCUAGCUUUCAUCUUUAAUGCUCCAAACAGAAAUUGGGAUAAAAAAGGUAAUCAUAUUCCAAAAUAAGGUAAUUAGGCCUGAGUCUGUAAUCUGUAGUAUCAGAUUACAUAUCAUCUGUAGUAAGAGUCUCUUCUUAAUUUGCAGGUCCAUGUAAACCCCUGUUUUUAUCAGUCAACUGAAAAUGACCAACUAUUGCCAAUGGAUACUGAUAGAUGGCAUCAGCUGAGUCCAGGUGACAGAUUUUCCCUGCUAGUAGACAAAUAUAUCUUCAGGGUACUCUUCAAUUCUUCAGAGGGGGAAAGUCUGCUAAGGUAAUGCUAUCUGAUGUGAAAAUCUAGAACAAGUGUUGUUUGCAAUGUAUAACAGUUUCAUCUUUCCAUACUGUAGAAGUGGGGAAUCUGUAGUCUUCAGAUAUUGUUGGACUUCAGCUUCCAUCAUCCCUGACUAUGGGUCUUGCUGUUGGAGUCUAGCAACAUCUGGAGGGUCACAGGUUCCCCAGCCUGACUGUAUAAUAUGCUAAAUAAGUCAAAAUUUGUUUGAGUCAAGGUAAUAGCCAUUAGCAAAAUAUAUUAUUUAUCUUGUUGGUUGUUUAGCACUACUAAGAUGUGCCGUCUAUUCCAUGGAAAAAUUAAGAUGGUGUAAAAGGUUCUAAAUUUGCACAAUGUUGAAGAUUAUGGUACAGUCAUACUAGUAUAUAUUAUCUUAAAUGUCUAAUCCUCCUAUGAUGUUAGAAGAUAGAAAAAAGAAUAUUUUCCUGAGAAGAGAAAACAAUAAGAGUUGCUAUGCCAGAAAAUUAAGUGCAAAAGUGAAACAUCACAGUGACAGUAGAAUUUUUUUCUGUAGUAUCCAAGAGAGAAAAUUGCUUUUUUAUCAAGUGUUAAUGAUACAUGGAAAGAAGUAGCAUUGUUGUCUCUGCUUUCUGCUUACAGAACAGUGUAGAGCAGUGGUUUUCAACCCAUGUUCCAUGGCAUCCUGGGGUGCCUUGAAUGAUGGUCAGGGGUGCCAUGGGCAACACUGGCCUCUGUCCCUCUUUCCUUUCCUCCCUCCUCUGAUGUCUUCUUGCAUCUCUGCUUCCUAAGGCUUGCACAGCUGUUUGUUGCAGCAGCCCUGGCUACAAGCUCAGCAGGCGAAUGGUGCCUCUGGGGCUGGUCAGGGGGUGGUGAUUUCCAGGAGCUGAGGUGGCCUUGGAGUAAGCAAGCCAGCCAGUCUGCCAGCCCUUGCUGUUGGGAAUGGACAGAUAAGUCCCAGGCCCCUAUGGGACAGUGCGAGGAGGCAUCUCUUUGGGGGUGCAGGGGGGGACUCAGAGACCAGGGGUGGCAGCAGUAGCUGCCUGAAGGACUCUCAAGGAGAGGCUGAGAAAACACUCCACAAGGGAGGGUGUCAGAGAAAGGAUGAGAGUCUGUCAACUCUGCAGGCAAGGUGUGACAUAACUGAUUAGUGAUACACCAUGAUUAUUUUACAAAGAGCCUUUGUGUCAUGCAAUAGGAAAAAUGGGAACCUCUGUGUAGAAGACAUACCAAAUCAAGCUACCUCAUCACUUCAGCAAACCAAGAUGCCUCGCAGACAGCCUUCAUCACAGCAAACAACAUCCUCCAACAAGAGCCAACUUUUGGAAGUAAAUUCACAAUUAGAAGAAGCAGCUGAAACUCCAAAGAAGGUACCUUAUCAACGUUAGGGUGCAUAGCAGACAUGAAUAGAUUGUGUUUUUGUUAUGGACAAGUUGAUGGAACUUUAUGGGAUGACUGGUGUGGAUACAUAUUGAGCAUGAUGGCAUGGAAUAGACCAUGCCAAAGUUUCAAAGGUUCUGUUUCUGAAUAAUGUUGCUUGUUCCUUUCUCAAAUUAAAUCUUAACAGCUCUGUCUUAUGUGUUAGACUUGUUCCAGGUUGCAUGAGGCAGACUGACUGAAACCAACUGUGCCACUCCACAAAGGAGACUUAAUGUUGCAUCUGGUCAGCAUGAAACUAUUUUCCUUGUGAAGGAAAUAUAAUACAAAAUGUACCCAAAAUGAUCUAGGAUACAUUUCCUCAGUUCCUUUGUGCCUUCUUUAGAUAUUAUGCCAGUGCCUGCUACGCUAAACAAGGACAUGUAUUUGGUGAAUCACCAAUUUUCAUUUUAACAAGGUUUCUGUCUUGCAGUGUGGGCUCUGUGGCAGUAUGUGUGGCAGAAUACACACAUCAAAUAGCAGGUCUUUCCACUUUCAAGAUAUUGUGGGUGGUAUUCUCUUUGUCUCUUCCUGCUUUCCAGUGUUUAGCUGGGGAGAAUGAAGUAAGAAUGGAUGUCACCAGUACCUUGGUGGGAGGGAAGAGCCUGUCUCUUAGCACUGUAGCCUCUUGCCUUUCAGCCUUGAGUAGAUGAAACAUUGCUUAACAAGUAAUAACACAAAUUACUGACAUAGUUGCACAAAUCCAGUUAUGGAAAUCCUAAUUAUGGUAAUUGAAUCCAAUAUAUAUUAUGUGUACCCAAGUCCUACUUGGAAUAGACCUAUUGAAAUUAAUGGACCUAACAUAAUCUGUCAGUUAAUGUCAGUGUCCUGAGUAGGACUCUUGUGUAGGACUAGCACUGAAUUCCACUCAUUUAUUUCACAAAUUAAUGUCAUAUUUUUCAGUUUUCUGCUAGCAUUUCUGAAAAUGAAGAAGUAAGACUUCCUCAAAGGAAAAGAGUUCUUCCAGCAUGGAUGCUGCAAGCAGACAUAAUAGUCCAAAGUUCAUCAGCCUCAGGUUCAGGAAGAGGUGAGUGUGCAGUUCACUUAUUAUGCAACAGUUAUUCUGGGAGACUUUACUCUUGUCUUCAUUGCAUUCUGUCUUCUUAAAAAUGUGGUUAACACAACUAUACAAAGUCUGCACAUGUUAUCAGUUUGAUAAUACUGUGUUGUUUCCACUUCUUAGUCUCUAGACCAUGAAACCCUGCAAGACUUUAUGGUGCCCCCCUCCACAUUAUUGAUUCUGAAAGCCUUGAUAAAGAGGGAAUUGGAUGCUCCUGAGCAAACUGAUAGGUUGUAUCCCCAGUUGAAGAUAGCAGACAUAUUGUCAGCUAGGUUGCUUCACCUGAAGGGAAAUACAUGUGAGGAGAUAUGCUUACUGAAAAUAUUCUAGCCAUCUUUAUAUACUUAAUGAAGUAUUUCUGAUAAAAAGUACAAAGAAACCAAUUCUUUAAUAUAAUAGCACCUAAAAGUAUUGUUAUGGUCUAUAUCCAUUCUUCAUUUUGUGUGUGUAUGGGACACACCCAAUGGAACAUAGAAUUUAAGCAUAAAAAUAUGAAUAUGUUAUGCAGGCAAAGUAUUUGACAGGAAAUGCAGAAUAGCAAAAUAGGUUUAGUUCUUGAGAUUUCAACUGUCUUAAUUAUUUUAAUUGUUUUAUGAAUAAAAUAUUGAAGGAUCAUUAGGUGGCCUAAUCAGUAUACAUGCAGUCUGGGUAAAGAUUCCUGCAUUGUAGGGAAUGACCCUCAGGGUCCCUUCCAACUUUACAAUUCUGUGACUCAGUUCUAUGAUUAGUAAGAAUAGGACUAAAAAUUUCGUAGAAGACAUAGCAUAUAGAUGAUAUAGAAUAAUCCAAUCACAGAAUUGUAGAGUUGGAAGGGACCCCAAGGGUCAUCUAGUCCAACCACUUGCAAUGCAGGAAUCCUGCCCACAUGGCUCUUCUUAGUGAAGGAGGUUCAUGGAGUUGCUGGUUGAAAGCUGAAAACAAUUGCAAAGAACCCAACUCUUCAGAAGUAUAAGCAUUUUUACAGUACUGUUGGCAGGUGAGUGCAUAUCUGGACCAAGUCUGCACUGACUGGAGUUGAAGAGUCCAUUUUCUUCUGUCCCGCAUCACAGAGACUGGAGUGAGGUGUUCACCAAUUGCUACAGGCUACUUAAAUUAUAUUGUCUAAUUUUGUGUUGCUCAUGUUGAGGAUGGUACUCAGUUUAGUGAAGAUCCUUACAAAUCAGCAUUAGACAAACUUGGAUAGCUCAGUUGGUAGAGCAUGAGACUCUUGAUCUCAGGGUCAUGGGUCCGAGCCCCAUGUUGGGCAAAGGAUUUCUGCAUUGCAGAGGGUUGAGCUAGAUGGCCCUUGUGGUUCCUUCCAGCUCUACAAUUCUAUGAUUCUAAUAUAAUUGAUUUUAAACAGCAGAACUGUGAUGCAUUGUUGUCUGUUUUUUUGAUUGUAUUGUUUUAUUGCAUUGUAAAAUAUUACAACAUGUGCAGUUCUUCAGAGUUUGAAUACCACCAUUUCUGAUAACUAAUGUCUUUUGCAAUUUUUCAUAGGAAAUAGUGGAGAAAUAAAACAAAGUCCAGGGAAAAAGCGAAAAAGGACUGAAAACGAAGAUGCUGCCCUUGCUACACAGGUGUUGUAAACAGACCUGCUCUUAGUUGCAGAUAUUUAAAACUACUGUUUGUAUUGUGUUUCUAUACCCUAUGCAAACCCUUUUUGUGUAUCAGGACUAGCAGUCAGUAGAAGAGAGGCUCCCCUCUCCCAUAAUAUGUGCACCAUGUCUUAUCUGGUGUUGUAUUGUUGUUGUUGUUGUUGUUGUUGUUGUUUAGUCGCUUAGUUGUGUCCGACUCUUCGUGACCCCAUGGAUCAGAGCACGCCAGGCACUCCUGUCUUCCACUGUCUCCCGCAGUUUGGUCAAACUCAUGCUGGUAGCUUCAAGAGCACUGUCCAACCAUCUCGUCCUCUGUCGUCCCCUUCUCCUAGUGCCCUCAAUCUUUCCCAACAUCAGGGUCUUUUCCAGGGAGUUUCCUCUUCUCAUGAGGUGGCCAAAGUAUUGGAGACUCAGCUUCACGAUCUGUCCUUCCAGUGAGCACUCAGGGCUGAUUUCCUUCAGAAUGGAGAGGUUUGAUCUUCUUGCAGUCCAUGGGACUCUCAAGAGUCUCCUCCAGCACCAGAAUUCAAAAGCAUCAAUUCUUCAGCAAUCAGCCUUCUUUAUGGUCCAGCUCUCACUUCCAUACAGCACUACUGGGAAAACCAUAGGUGUUGUUUUAGAGUACUAAAUUUGUUCCAUACUUGGAAGCUCUGUCAUGAAAGCUUAACAAAAGAACGACAUGAAUUCUGUUACACUGAAGACUAUCUUUCUCCGUGUCCCUUUGCAGUUAACUCAUUGUUUUCCAUUCUGUUGCUAAAGUCAGACAAAUUCGAACAGCCAGUUCCAAAUGGUUAUCAUUGGAUGUGCAAUUCAAGUGCUAGUGCACUGAGUUAUGGGUAUAGAGUAGCCUCCUGGAAAGCCAGUUGCCAGGAAAGAGAGAAUUCCUUCCAGUUCAAAUGACUUCAUGAUACACGGACAAAUGUAGGUGGCAAAUAUUUUUUGUGACUUUGAUUCUUGAAGUUGGAGUAGAGCCAAACAGCUUGAUUUUAAUUACAGUUCCUUGGAAGUACAUAUAUCACAUAGAUUUUAAUUGGUUUUAUUUCCAAAUAAGUUUGCUUAGAAUUUCAACCAGAGGGCAACCGAAGUUAUAGCUUGAGUUAGUGGAUAGAACUAUCACAGAAUUUUGUGUGUGGUGUGGGAUUUGGGCACUGCAGAACUAAAAUUGGCUGGCAAAGCCACAUUAGCUUUUGUACUUCUGUGUAUUACCCAAGAGAGAUUCUAUUAGAAGAAUUGGAUGUUUUCAGUUCAUACUAAUGAAAGCUAGUCACAAGAGAGAUGCUCAUGUCCAAUCUUUCAACAUCUACUUUGAAGAUAUACAUAUGUUUAAUGUUGGUAACUUCAAAUCCCAGUAUUUUCUUGGCACAGUAGUGGAAAUUAUUCUUGAAACUCUUCCUGCAAUACUAAUUGGACAUUUUUCAGUCAGGUGUGUUAAAGCAUACAAUGCAGGCUGUCUUUGAAGACACAGGUGGAAAGCUAAAGUUGCUCAGGAUAGCUUUGGAACUGUUUUUGCCCUUCUACUCUAUCAAGCACAGAGGCAUGCAUGGUCUCUUUCAGUAAUGUUUCAAGCCAACUUCAUCUUUCCCAAUUCAGAUUCUUAAUGUUGUAAAUGUUGCUUUCUCUAAAUAUGGAGGUAGUGCCCCCUGCUCUCCACAUCUCCAUUCAAACCCUUCAUCAAAUCCCUUCUUUCAGGCCUGUGGCUUCAUUUCAAGAUAGCGUGCAUAGGAUUGUAGCCAUAAUUGUGACCAAGGUUAAAUACAUAUAACUAUAGGCUCCCAUUCAUACCCUUGACUCUUCCUCCUGCCUUCUGUUGUUUUCCUAAUAGUUUAUAUUAUAAUCUCAAUGGGGACAGGGACUUGUUAAGCUUUUGCUCUAUAAAAUGCCAUGUACAUUGAUGGAUUAAUCCAACUUCACUAGGCACUAUUCUUCUGCAGUGUUGUGGACUGAAAUCUGUUUCAUGAAUAAUUUCACACUUAUUUCCACAGGAUAUAAAACAUCUAUCUGCUGAACCUAUUGUGAGAAAAAUGGAAAAGAAUGAAAGCAAAAUGUUACCCCAACGAGCUGUAAGCCCUACAGGGCAAUGUAAUCGUCAACUUCAUAAUGAAGAGUUACAGCUCAACACAGAUGGACUCACUUGCCAGCCUGCUGAAAUGGAUACAACUAAUAAAAAUGAAAACAGUUUGGAGAAUGUUAAAUGUAAUCCUGAGCAAUUUCAUCAGGACAUGUCACAAACUCCAGUUCACCAGGGUGAGAUUCAAGAGCUUCUUCGCAAUCCGUCUACCGAGACGGGCAAUUCUAAUGUAACUGGAAGUCAAGAUGUACCACAAAACACUGACAAAACCAGACACCAGAGGAUAGCUUGCCUCUAUGGGAGAAGCUGCUACAGGUAAAAUCAAAUUGUCAAUCUCCUAAGUGAACUGAUUCAGAUAACCUCCUGCUGUAUAGUAAUGUAGUCUGUGGGCAGUGGAGGUCUUAUAUUGCCAGCUUUUAGGUUAAAAGCCUGCUUUAAUUAAGCUAGAGUGAGCAGAUGAGAAGUGAAUCUAGGGGAUUUUAUUGAGAUAGAUAAAGAGUGUGAUGCUCUGUUAAGCAAUAUGCAGUUUAGGUAAAUAAAAAACAAUUUCCUCCAGGAAAUAGAAACAGAAUUCUACACGGCAAUAAUAGCAUUGUAGCUUGUACUAUGAAUAGCCUUUAAAAAAUUGUACUGAAGUUUCGGGGUGGAAGGUAAAGUUUAACAAACAUUGUGGUGCUAAACUUCUGCACUUGGAUAAGGUCUAUUGAGCUUAGUAGGCAGAUCCGCAAAUCUGGAAAAAUUGUUCUUGCAUUGCAAGUAAAAUGAAUAUUGGAACAGAGCUUAUCAACCAUCUGCCAGGAUGUACUGUUUGCUUAACUCGUAAUGGCUAUCAUGUAACAUGCACCGGGGACUGCAAGCAUUCUGAACAUUUUAUAUACAGUUAGAUAAUCCUGGGGAAAGUCCUCUUUGAGUAGACAGAGACAUAUCUGAUGUAUUUGUAACAAUGGGUGUAUUAUCUGUUAUUCCUCAACAUUCUAUAAGUAAUAAUGAAAGGAAAUCCAAUCUGGAUGCACUCCUGUGAUAAAAGUGGAUUGGAAGCAAGAAGGAAUGGCAUGCUGAAGAAUUACUGAAAUAGCUUUUCAGGGUAAGAAAGAAUAGGAUAUUUCAGGGUAAGAAAGAACAGGAUAUUAGUGUUCUGUCCUGUAGAUCACCAUAACCAGGGGGCUGCAUUUAGAAGAUACAUGCUUGAUUUAGUUUGUUGCAUGGCAUGGCAUUUUUCUAGCUCUGUUUAUAUGAAUUACAUAUUUUCAGUAUAACUUAUGGUGUCUUUUUAAUUUCACAGGAAAAAUCCUAUACAUUUUCAGCAGUUCAGUCACCCCGGAGAUAGUGAUUAUCAUGAUACGGAAUCUGUAACUCAAGCUGACAAUGAUAACAGACCUGAAUGCCCUUAUGGAACUGCUUGCUACAGGUUAGAAAUUUUGCCUACUACAAAUUAUUACUUUUAAUAUUUUAAGAGAGGGCAUGUACUUAUAUCUCUGGAAUUUUAUUUUAAAUUGUGAUAAUUAAAUAUUUCAAACCUAUCCUGACAUUUGAUGUGUCAAAUGUGCCUUAUAAUGAUAAGCUUAAAAACACCUGGUGAAUAUAUUACCUUUGCAGAUAAAAUUUUAAUUACAGCUUUGUCUAAACUGUUGUUAAGGGCUGUGAAACCAUGGCAAACCAUAGAUAACAGUUCUGGAUGGUUUUGCAAUGUUGGAGACUGUUUCUUGACCAAGUUUGAGCAACAAACCAAGGUUAAGUGUCGUGUUUUGGCUUGCUUCAAACAGGGUAUCCGCUCUGUUUCACUUGAGAUCAGAUGGGUGAAUACAAUGGAGGUCUUUUUGAUAAUGGCACUGAAACUGUGAAAUGUCCUCUCCAGUGAAAUACUCCAGAUUUCCUUUCUGGUUUUGGGUAACUGUUGGAGGACUCUUCAGAGCAGAAUGUCCCAUUGUCAGCUCCAACUUAUAACAUGGGAGCCACUUUAAAAACGUUAUCAUGUGUGUCUAUUACUCCCCUACUCCCAGCUCAGUCAAAUUCAGAGAAUGAAAGGGCUGUAACAGCUGUAUAGAAAAGAAAAAUUUAGCAGGCACAGCUGGUUUUGUAUUGGUGAGAAGCGUGCUGAAUUUCUCUCCCCUGCACAACUACUAAAAAUACAGGAGUAGCAAAUUGAAGUCCAGUUCCUUAUAGGUAAAGGACCCCUGGACGGUUUAGUCCAGUCAAAGGCGAGGGAGCCGGUGUUUUUGCACUGACAGUUUUCUGGGUCAUGUGGCCAGCAUGUCUAAACCGCUUUUGGCAUAAUGGAACACUGUGAUGAGUGCCAGAGCACAUGGAAAUGCCAUUUACCUUCCCGCCACAGUGGUACCUAUUUAUCUACUUGCACUGGUGUGCUUUCGAUGUGCUAGGUUGGCAGGAGCUGGGACAGAGCAACAGGAGAUCACCCCAUCGCACAGAUUUGAACCACUGGCCUACUGAUUGGCAAGCCCAAGAGGCUCCGUGGUUUAGACCACAGUGCCACCCACAUCCCUUUUACAAAGUGCCUUAUACAAAGUGAUAGAAGCAGGGCUUUUUUCAACCUGAACUUGCUGGAACUCAGUUCUGGCACCUGACAGGUGGGUGCCAUUGCCAUUAUAAGAGAACAAGGAAGGAGUUCAUUGUGAGUUCUGGCACCUCAUUUUCUAGAAAAAUAGCACUGGAUAGAAGUACAGUAAUCACUUUCCACAAUUGGGACACCAUUUCCUGAGUUGACUAGACCCAACAGAAGAUGAGUGUAGGUUCUCAGAAAAGUUCGACUUGGCAGCACCAGAAAGAUGUACUCAGAAAAUGAGACUUGGUACACCACUUUCGAAGAACCACAUGUAACUCUAAAAAGGCAACUCUAGGGCGAGGGGAGAUUAGGGUGGGGGAAGAUUGUGGGUUGUAUCUGGUGGUUGCAUGACCUGCAACCUAUCUUUCUCUUUCCCUCCUAUCCUUCCACUACCACUUGCACAAGGUUCCUCUGCCCCAUUUCAGGAGAUUUCCCCCACCCCUCCACACUCAAGCACACCACAGCCCUGUACAACAAAUCCCACACAGUUCAGGAGCCCUUCCUAAGCCUCUGGAGAAGAUUUUCAGGGCUGCAGAGGAGAAGGAGGCUUGGGAAGAAAAAAAAUAGUAGUCUGAAUUGCCAUCUGCAACCAGUAGAUAUAAUUUUGUUUUGAAGAAGAAGAGUUUGGAUUUGAUAUCCCGCUUUAUCAAAGCGGCUAACAAUCUCCUUUUCCCUUCCUCCCCCACAACAAACACUCUGUGAGGUGAGUGAGGCUGAGAGACUUCAGAGAAGUGUGACUAGCCCGAGGUCACCCAGCAGCUGCAUGUGCAAGUGCAAAUUACACAAUACAUUGAUUUUAAAAAAACACAUACAGUAAAACCACAUAGUUGAUUGGUUUACAUUCAAGGCCUCUUAAAAGUAAUUUAAUUUUCCUGUUUUUUAAAUACUCAAUACUUUGUACUGUAUACCCUCUUAAUCUUUCCAUUUUUGAUAGAUAUAUACAUCAUUCUUCAAUACAUUUAGAUUGUCCAACAAUAAAAACUUAAACUAAGGGCUCAGACUGAAAUCUUAUUCAUCUGGAAGUGAGAAAACAAACCUCCAGUUUGAUUAAGCAACAUUGUACUUGUCCUCCCUUUUUAACAAAGAUGAAAAGCAUUUAUUUUGCCUGCCUUUUUUCUUUCUCUCCCUGAAAGGAUCAGUUAAACACUUUGAAGUUACAGUACACAAAAUAACUGAUUUCCCCUCCCUCUUAAACACAACCCCCUGGAGCAUUAUGGUUGUAGCUUUCAGUGGUUAGAAAAUAUUAUUAAAGUUAUGAAGACUAUACAAUGGGAAGUUCAGGUUUCAUCUCUUUCCCCCCCACCCUGCCUUUUCUUUGCAGGAAAAAUCCACAGCACAAGCUGGAAUACAAACACACUGUACCACCAGGUAAAGUGCUUUGGUUUCAUUAUAUAGGAAAUGUAGAGUCUAUAUCUGUUAAUACAACUGAGUGAGGAGGACCGAACAGUGGGCCUAGCUGGUGCUCAGCAUGCUCAUAAAAAGGGAUGCUUUUCGUUAAGAUUUUCAAGCUAAAAAUUAAUGCUCAAAUGGUACAAAUAUAAUGCAGCUGUAUUUCAGCUGAGAUACAAGAACCUGUCCAUACCUAUAUGCAGUAACGUAACUAUUUCUCAGAGUUUAAAUGGGUUUGCAGCGCAGUCCUUUGCAUGUUCACUCAGAAGUAAGUCCUACUGUGUUUGGUGGGAUGUACCCCCUUAUGUGUAUGUAGGAUUGAAGUCUUACAGUGUGAUCCUAUACACAUUUACUUUGAAAUAAGUCCAUCAGAGGAGGUUACUUGCUCCUCAGUAAGUGUGCUCAGAUAGCAGUCUUGGGCCUUCUCCUUCCCCCAGGCUUUUAGGCAAACUGCUUUUGAAAGUCUGCUUUCAAAGACAGCCAGCAAUAUGGCAAACGUGGUGCAUGCCUAUUGUUCAAAGAAAAAAAGGGGGGGAAUCCCAUAGGGCUAUUGCAAGCACCUUGCAUAAGUAAUAAUUCAAUUCUGUGAAUGGAGCAGUGUCCAUGCUCACAGUACAGGCAUCAUACAUGGGGCGUUGGUUCAAAGGCUUAUAUGUGUACCCAAAAAUCUCAUAUAGCCAAAAUUACAUUUGGAGCCGCCUCGUGGCCAGCCAGACCAUCUUUUAUAUGGCAGCUAGUGGGGGCGGAGUAGAGAUCAGAGGUGGGAUGAAGCUGGAAGCCCCAAGCAGACCUGGUGCUUUUCACACUGGAUCUGCUUAGGGUUUCCAGCUUCCUCCCAUCCUUCCUCUCUUCAGCCCACGUUUAACCACGUAUGGUUGAAAUUGUUGUUGUUGUUUAGUUGUUUAGUCCUGUCCAACUCUUUGUGACCCCCUGGACCAGAGCACGCCAGGCACUCCUGUCUUCAUGGUUGAAAUAGUGUGUUAAAUGUGCAGGAGAUGCAAAUUCCCUGCUCAGGACUUUCUUGCCUCUUCUUUCCCUUUGCCACCCCCUGUACCUCUCAAAAGUCUUGGGGGAAAGCCAUGACUGUUUGAACUGGUAUGAUACUGCUUUAAAUGUGUGUUGCAGAUGGGGGCUUGGAUGAAAAUCACACACACACACAUACACACACUGCCAUUAGCUAAGGAAGAAAGCCCCUAUUGGUGUCAAAGGACGGGUUUGGGGUUUGUUUGAUUUUUUUUUACUAAGGCUAAUAGCAGCUGGGGGCGUGUUCAUUGGGACUGCAGCUGAGGAGAGAAGAAUUAAGCAUCUCCCCAUGCACUGUGGUCCCAUUGAAAAUUACCCACUUCCGAGAACUUCCUGUGUAGUUCGGUUCUCAGAUACUAUUAAAAUAUGGAACGGUUCAUUUCUAUUGUUGCCUUGGUAAUGGUAUUUUUUUUGUUUCUUUAGAACCUGAGAGGAGGCAGACAAGACCGAAGGCUAUUAAAAAAGGUUAGUAAUUUCUCAUGUACUUUCUGUAAGCAGACAACUUGCAGAGGGUUGGUUUCUCUUUGAAAUAAGAUUUACUUUGAACAAUAUUAAUAAGAAAAUAUACAGGAGCAAAUUAAUGGAUUUGCUUUUACAGCCCACCUUUCUUCAAUCAUGGAACUUGAGGGUGUUUACUGGUGGUCUCCGUGGAGUCAGCCACUGCUGAAACCCAGAACUGCCCUAGCUAGGACCUCUAGCUCUUCUUAUCAUUCAUUUGUAUAUUGCUGGGUCUCCACAGUGCUAAUCCUAAUAUUCAAAUAUUCUAUAUGAUUAAUACAACAAGCUUGACUUAAAAAAGCUUUGUAAAGGAACAGUGGGUCCCUACUGAAUUCACAUACAAAGACAUGGGGUGGGAUUCAGCUAAUGACUCCCAUCAGAAGCCCUGCAUAAGGAGUUCCACUUUCACAAAGGAGCUUCCCCACCUCCUGUGAGGCUCCUCACGGGGUCUCUGCCAUGGGAGCAUAUUCCCCCAGUGCUUUUCCAGCUGCACUGGCUCCCGGUGGAGUACAGGGUCAGAUUUAAGGUGCUGGUUUUGACUUUUAAAGCCCUUCACGGCCUAGGACCCUUGUACCUACGGGAUCGCCUCUCCUGGUAUGCCCCACGGAGGACCUUAAGGUCCAUAUAUAGCAACACCCUAGAGGUCCCGGGCCCUAAGGAUGUUAGAUUAGCCUCAACCAGAGCCAGGGCCUUCUCAACACUGGCUCCGGCCUGAUGGAACGCUCUGUCUCAUGAGACCAGGGCCCUGCAGGAUCUGAUCUCUUUCCGCAAGGCCUGUAAGACAGAGUUGUUCCACCUUGCCUUUGGCUCAGAAUCAGUUUGAUUCCCUCCCCCUUUUUCUUUUUCCUUUCUCCUCCUAUGAUGAGAUUGCUCCCUAAUUGUUUUAAUAUUGUAUCUUAAUCUUUUAAAUUGUAUUUUAAUCAACUUGUUUUUAUUAUUGGUUGUUAGCCGCCCUGAGCCCGGUCUUGGCUGAGGAGGGCGGGGUAUAAAUAAAAAUUUGUUAUUAUUAUUAAAAAAAAAAUAUUAUCUUGCAGCCACAUAGAGUUCCAUUGGCCUUUAUUACACGCUGCAAUGCACAACGAACCAGAGUUCAUAUUUCCCUAUGAAUCAUCUCACUGGGAAGGGGAGGUGUCACCUCUUACAUACCCAACUGAUCGCUGUGCUCUGCAGGAGAGGGCCUCCAGUAGUUACAAUCUCAUCAGGAAGUUGGUUCAUGUGAUGUAGCAGCACCUACCCAUUUGAACUCCUCCCAUUAUAUAUCACUUUCUUUUCUGUGCCUCUUGAAAACCACCCUCUUCCCACAAGUCUUUUAAGUAGAUUUUUUUAAUCAUCGUCUUUAUCUGUAUUUACCUGGGAAUUUAAUUUGUAUAUGGUUUUUAUUUAUUAUUUUGAAUAACUUUGGAAUAUUUCAUGUGAAGCACUUCAUAAAUUAAGCAAUUAUUUUUUUUAAAGGUAAGUGUGACCAUCAAAGCAGAAAGAGGAGCAAUGGCUAGAAAACCUUUGGUUCAUUAGUUCUUAAAGUAUUCACCCUUAUUAGGAGACCAGUUGCUUAGUGAGUACAGUGGUACCUCGGGUUAAGAACUUAAUUUGUUCUGGAGGUCCGUUUUUAACCUGAAACUGUUCUUAACCUGAAGCACCACUUUAGCUAAUGGGGCCUCCUGCUGCUGCGCGAUUUCUGUUCUCAUCCUGAAGCAAAGUUCUUAACCCAAGGUACUAUUUCUGGGUUAGCGGAGUCUGUAACCUGAAGCGUCUGUAACCUGAAGCGUAUGUAACCCGAGGUACCACUGUACAUCUUUACUCAGAAAUGUGAAGGCCCAAGAGGGGAAAACCACAUGCACGCAAAAAGAUUUCCACCAUUUUUUCUAAAGCCUCCUUCCCCAGCCUGGAAACUUUUGAACUAUGACAUUUAAAAGGAUAUACCGUAUUUUUCGCCCUAUAGGACGCACCGUCCCAUAAGGCGCACCUAGUUUUUUGGGGGGGAAAUAAAGGGAAAAAAUUUAUUUCCCCCAGGCGUGGGGCUGGGGCGGGGAGGCCCGAGCUUCCCGACCCCAGCCCCCAAACAGGCAGCUCUCUGCAAGCCGUGGGAUCCCAGCGCUGGCUCCCGCUGCUUGCGGAGAGGUCCGUGAAGCCUGGACGCACUGAUCUCAGCGCGCACAGGCUUCGGCAUGCAGGCAACUCUCCGCAAGCAGCGGGAGCACUCCCGCUGCUUGUGGAGAGGUCCGCAAAGCCUGGAGAGAGAGGGGUCGGUGCGCACCAGGCUUCAGCGAAAGCCUGCAUUCGCCCCAUAGGACGCACACACAUUUCCCCUUCAUUUUUGGAGGGGAAAAAGUGCGUCCUAUAGGGAGAAAAAUACGGUAGAAGCAAGUUUCAACCCAGGCAAACCUUCCAUUUUUAGAAAUCCAUGAUAAAUAUGAGAACCACAAAGAAGCAGAAAUCAGUAGCUGAGAAAAUAAGGCUACUUAAAUUUAAAGUAGUAUUCAUAGAGUCUUGAUCUCUCCUGUUGCAUUUUCUCAGUUCUUUUUAUUGGAAAUGAUUGCUUUAUGUCUGCUUAAUACUGGAGCACUGGGGAAGAUAGUAUCCACAGGAUAUAAUACUUUUCCUUCUUUUGUACUAUAAUAUUGAUUAUUUCUCCUGUUUUUAUUGGUUUGCCUGCUCAUAAACUGCUAAAAUAAGAUACCAGAUUCCUUACAAUUUAGCAGCUUGUAAAAGCUUGCGGCUCCAUUUGUCACAAUAACAGUUUAAAAAGUCAGUUCAGUUUGUACUUCUAGUCUGAAUAAGCCAUACUUUUAAUAUGCCAAACAUUAUCUUUUAAUGGCAAACCAAGUAAUACAUAAUACAGUUUAUGUUCCUAAAGUAACAAAGAGAAUUUGAUCUCUAAAGGACACUUGACAGCUGUAUCAGGUUAUCUGGGAGAAAUGUGCUGAUUCCUGGACAUUUGUUUGUUAACAUUGACAAUUCAAGUAUAUGAAAUUGUAGUGCAAGACAUGUGAAAAUACGUUAGCUGUGUGUACCUUGCAUUGAAAGGGACCACCAGCUUAGCAUGGGAAGUAGUUGUUGGGAAAUAGUUCUUGUAAGGCCCCUUUCCUGAAUAUCUUCCUUACAACUUUUCAGCUACGCUUCUUUCAUUUUCAGUCUAUAAUGGGUAAUAGUGAGUUAGCAGAAGGUCCCCUGUCAGUCCCCUGCCCUUCCCUAAAAUUCACUCUAGUGAAGGAGGUUAGUGUUAGAAAAGGCAGAGGCAUCUGGAUGCUCCAGCCCAUGUGUUCAUGUAGCUAGGAGUUUUUUUGUCAGGACAUAGAAGGUUCUGCUAUCACUGGGAAACUCCCAGUUCCAAGAGCAGUGUGGUGUAGUGGUUAAGAGCGGUAGUCUCGUAAUCUGGGGAACCGGGUUCGCGUCUCCGCUCCUCCACAUGCAGCUGCUGGGUGACCUUGGGCCAGUCACACUUCUCUGAAGUCUCUCAGCCCCACUCACCUCACAGAGUGUUUGUUGUGGGGGAGGAAGGGAAAGGAGAAUGUUAGCCGCUUUGAGACUCCUUAAAGAGAGUGAAAGGUGGGAUAUCAAAUCCAAACUCUUCUUCUUCUUCUCUCUGACUUUAAUGGAUGUCAACACCAUGCAAGCAUCCAGGAUUUAAAGAUGCUGCUGUAAUCCCUACCACCAUGCCAUCAGGAUAAAUUUUAGCAAAGGGCAGUAGAGAGUGUUGGUCAGCAGCAGAAUUGCUGGACCUGCGACAGGCCCAGCACAAGUUGGACCCAGACUUGAGUGGAAUUGUAGGCUUGGCUCAUACGAUAUACGAUAUCUUUAUUGUCAUUGUCCCAUGCAGACCUUGAUUGUCCCAUCAAUGACCUUGAUUUACAAAUUUUGGACAAGUUUUCAUAUUGUUGCUCAUAUUGACUAACGUGUAGCAUCUUACACUCGUAUAGCAAAUUUAACUUGUACUGGGAAGAUCAAAUGUUAAGUGAUAUGAUUUAGUUGAUACAUUUCAGAUAUUAAAUAAUAUUGUGGUCUUACACCACUAUCAUUCUAGUUUUUAAUCUUCUUUUAAGGGUGUUGUCUUUUUUACUCUACAGGAAGAAGUGUUUUGGAUGAUGAUAGUGAUAAUGAUGGUGAGCCCAAUGAAUACAAUUUGAAUGACAGCUUUAUAGAUGAUGAAGAGGAAGAAGAGUGUGACCCUACUGAUGAAGACUCUGACUGGGAGCCAGAUUUUGAAGACAAGGAUGAUGAAGAUGUUGCCACACUUCUGAAAGAAGCACAGAAGAUUGUUAAAAGCAAUAAGUAGUUGUACAUGUAUUGCAAAUGUAGUGCACAAUUCAGUUGAAAUACAUGAAACGUCCUGAAUUCAAUUUGGUUUAAAUGGUUCACUUUAACCCUUAAAUCAAGUUGGCAUAAAUGUUCUCUUGAUUCUGUCCCUUGCAUUUAAGAAGACAAGAGGCAAUUUGGAAGACAGUCAUAAUAAUUUAUUGAUACCAAUUUAUAUCUCAAUAUAUUGAGACCAAAUAGAUUGUUUAAUGAAGAAAAAUAUAUUGGUCCGGUGGAGAGAGGUUACUCCAACCCGAUUAGUGUGAAGGGGAUGAAAGCAUUUAAAUCUGGCUCAAUAGUGCCAGUUGAGUGGUAAUUUGCCUUCUAAGAAUAGUGGUUUAGAUGAGCCUUUACCUCGAAAUCAUCUCUUAAAUUUUGCACUCAUGUAUACUUAAUUUAUGUAAACCUUAAAUGCUGUUUCCUCACAGCUGGUAAUGUCUGAGAGAAGGUCAUGUAUUUUGAGUUGUAACACUUAACACUACUGAUUUUAAUGCCUGAUGUACUGUGACACAUACGGUGUUGAGGCUUAAACUAGGAAGUUUUUAUUUACAUUACUAAAAUUCAUCUUCAUGUUAAAUGAAGGGAACAUUAUGUUGCAUAUACGUAAUCAUCAUAUACACUAGAUCAUGACAGCUUUAGAUGGACAGUUAAACAAAGUUGGAAUUUGGUUCAUUAGCUGCCAAACUGGUAACCAGGCUGUAAACAAUCACUGUCUUUCAUAUUCCAGCUAAUACUACAAACGGCAUUUGUUUUCUCUCUGUAUUUCAGAAUAAUGUUUAUAAAUUUAUGAUGAAAGCAAUUAUGUCCCAAAUCUCUUUCCAGUAUUUUUGUUCUUCUAAAAGUGGUUGUACAAUACUACGACACUCUGUUUCUUUACUCUGAAACAUAAAUCCCAGGUGACUUGGCUUUGCACUGGAAUCUGAGGCACAGGUUUGUCUGUAAAAACACUGAUUUACAUUUAAAUAUGCUGUGUAGAUAUUGAACAUGAAAGUCUUUUUGAAAAGUAAAUAAAUCAAUAUUGCCACUAGCCCUGGGUAAAUAGCAAUUCCCCCAGGUAAACAGGCGAGUGGCAGCAACUUUUCACCCCUCUCUGCAGCAGUACAUGUUUUAGAUUCCAGAAGAGUGUUUUGCACAGCUGUUAAGGGCAAGAGAGUCAGUCUUUUCAUUUUAAUGACUUUAUCCAAGUUGAGGAAAGAGUGUUGCAGAGCAAUCCCAAUAUUAACAUUUUGUUCACACAAUAACUUCAUCCAAACUAGGGAUAAUGUGCCUCUUUUGUAAUCAGUAGGUCCUCCCCAAAGAAACUUGGGCAACCAAUUGCACAGAGCACUUGAUAGUAUCCUGCAGAUAGUGCUCCUUCAUAUAACUUUGUGAACAAGAUGGAGAAAGAAAAAUGGCUCUGUUAUUAUUUUUCUUUAAUUGUUAGUUGUCCUGAGAAUGCUCCAGGGUUUGAGGGUGUUAUAUAACUGUAUUAAAUAAACAAGAUUCACCUGAGGUUUACCCUUCUGAUUUAACAUUUUAACUAGUGAGUGGAUUGACCUAACGGUAGGAUGUGAGUGCUGCCAUGGAGAUGGACCCAUACAGAGCAGGGGUAGUCAGUGAGGUGCCCCUUAAGUGUUGCUGGACUCCCAUAAUACUUGAUCAUUGGCCAUGUUGGUUACUCCUGAUAGAAAGUUCAAGCAGCGGCCAUUUUGCAUGUGGACAAUUGAUGCACGGCCGCUGAUGCACAGGCCCUUUUGGACCAGGAAGAGGGCAGAACACAAGGUGGGUCAGGCUUACAGCACUCUGCUGAUCCGUGUGGGGGACAGGAACGGAACCCCUGUGAAAAGUGGUCUCUGCCUGUAAUCAAGUAGGUGCUGUUCUGUAUGGAUAUGUGUUAAUGAAGGAAAUGAUUAAACAAGCUUUGAUUUUGCAGAUAUAUUAUUCCACCUCUACCCGCCAAUCUCAGCAGUGAAAGAUUUCAGGUGUUUCAGCACAAACCUUGAGGGUGGUGCCCUUGGAAUAAAGGUCCCCAGAGAAGGUGGUGUCUUUGUGACAUAUGUUUUCAUUUAUGCUGAGAUGAUACUGUGAGCUUUUCCAUCUUAAUGAUCUAACAGACCUUGUUUUCUAGAGGGUUCCCAAAGCCGUAAUUUUGGUUUCAGCACAGAGUGCAAGCCACUCCUCUGUGUGUUCCCAGUCCCUGCUGCACAUGAGAUGCUCCCAGGUCUGCUGUUCUCUCAUGUUCACCUAUGACAUUCCUUCCAGUUGUAGGAGACUUCCCCUCUUUUUGCUUCUGGAGCAUCUCUGAAGAAGAAAAUGCACUUUCUGGUUACAGUUGAGCAGUUUGCCUUCACCUUAUUGUACACUAUUACAUUGU
Molecule: messenger RNA, 22609 nt
Organism: Podarcis lilfordi (Lilford's wall lizard)
Lineage: Eukaryota; Metazoa; Chordata; Lepidosauria; Squamata; Lacertidae
Source: the annotation of a GenBank genome assembly